UUCUCACGCCAGAGCAAACCCGGUCCAAUCCAAAUCCAAACACUGUUACCAUUCACAUUGAGAGGCAGCCAUGGCCGAAAACGAGAGCAGCGGAGUGCGGGUGUGCGUCACCGGAGGCGCCGGGUUCAUCGGCUCCUGGCUCGUCAAGAAGCUCCUCGAGAAAGGCUACACCGUCCACGCCACCCUGCGGAACACCGGAGACGAGGAGAAGGCAGGGCUGCUGCGGCGGCUGGUCCCCGGCGCGGCGGAGCGGCUGCGGCUGUUCGACGCUGACCUCUUCGACGCCGCCACCUUCGCGCCGGCGAUCGCUGGUUGCCAGUUCGUCUUCCUCGUCGCCACACCAUUCGGGCUCCAAGACGCCGGCUCCAAGUAUAAGAGCACGGCGGAAGCUGUAGUGGACGCGGUGCGCGCGAUCCUCCGGCAGUGCGAGGAGUCCAGGACGGUGAAGCGAGUGAUCCACACCGCCUCCGUAUCGGCCGCUUCGCCGCUGAAGGAGGAGGAGGUCUCCGGCGUCAUCGGGUACAGAGAGUUCAUCAGCGAAUCUUGUUGGACUUCGCCCGACGUUGACUAUCCUCUCCGAAGCGCACACUUCGAUAAGUACAUACUGUCCAAGGUGCAGUCAGAGCAGGAACUCCUGAGCUACAACGGCGGCGAGAGUCCGGCGUUCGAGGUGGUGACCUUGGCCCUGGGCCUCGUCGCCGGCGACACGGUCCUUGGCCGCGUCCCGGAGACGGUGGAGAGCGCCGUGUCGCCCGUGUCCCGGAACGAGGCCUACUUCGGGCUCCCGCGCAUCCUGCAGCAGCUCCUGGGGUCGCUGCCGCUGGUGCACGUCGACGACGUCUGCGACGCGCUCAUCUUCUGCAUGGAGCGCCGCCACUCCAUCGCCGGCCGAUUCCUCUGCGCCGCCGCGUACCCGACCAUCCACGACGUGGUUGGCCACUACGCCAGGAAGUUCCCUCACCUCGACAUCUUGAAAGAGACGGAGGCGGUGGCGAGGGUGCAGCCUGACGGGGACAGGUUGGGCGAGCUGGGUUUCGUGUACAAGUACGGCAUCGAAGAGAUUCUUGAUAGCAGCGUUGCCUGUGCGGCGAGAUUAGGUUGUCUUGAUGCAACCAAGCUCAGCAUGCAGAAAGGAUAAAGCUGGAAGGUUAAUCAUAGCAGCACGAGGAACUUGCGUUGUUCAUUUUUUCAAUUUACACAUCGCAAAUUCGGAACUAGACAAACUUAAAUAAAACAAGAGGUAAACCAGGGCGAACUGAUACGCGUUGAGUUAGCCUAAUUUAGUCCACUUGUGUGCAGUGUUCAAAAUUUUCCCAAUUUUUUGUGGCUUUUGGUAAUUUCGGGGUGGUCAAAAGAAAAAUCCGAAAUCUCAUAUUAUGCUAAUGUAUGAGCUCUGUUGUAAAUAUAUAGCUCGACUUAGGUUUUCUAUUAUUUGCGUUGCAUAUUCUUUUA
Sorghum bicolor (sorghum) is the source of this 1452-nucleotide messenger RNA. RefSeq names its product putative anthocyanidin reductase. Gene Ontology annotation, molecular function: oxidoreductase activity, acting on the CH-OH group of donors, NAD or NADP as acceptor. Lineage: Eukaryota; Viridiplantae; Streptophyta; Magnoliopsida; Poales; Poaceae. The transcript is spliced from 5 exons. Bases 71 to 1138 code for a protein of 355 amino acids. The record is from RefSeq and is a predicted model, not a curated record.